Molecule: messenger RNA, 1630 nt
Organism: Hippocampus comes (tiger tail seahorse)
Lineage: Eukaryota; Metazoa; Chordata; Actinopteri; Syngnathiformes; Syngnathidae
Gene: dio1
Product: iodothyronine deiodinase 1
Exons: 4
Biological process (GO): thyroid hormone metabolic process
Molecular function (GO): thyroxine 5'-deiodinase activity
Source: RefSeq, a predicted model, not a curated record
UGAGCGUGAAGGCGUCGCUCGCGAAGGCGGAAGCGUACAAGUCCCGUGAAGGCAUCACGCUUGUCUUCUGCGCUCUCAGAGCACUCGUUUCCCACUUGGGGACUUGAGAACAGCACCCGCGAUCAUGUUUGUGCAAAAAGUGUGGCUGUACCUUUACACGGGCUACAUGUUCCUCUUCGUGGUCUGCGUGAGCUUCGUCCUUCGCGCCUUGCACGUGUUUUCGCCAGCCUUGACCAAGAAGGUCAUCCUGAAAAUGAACGAACGGACCACGAUGGUCAAGAAUCCCAAUUUUACCUACGACGACUGGGGGCCCACCUUCCUCACCGACACGUUCAUCAAAACCGCGUCGCGGCACAUGUGGUUAUCCCUCGGUCAGAAGGCGUUCGUGGGGGAGCCUGCCCCGGAUUCGCCCGUGGUCACCAUGGACAAGCGCCAGAGCAGCAUCUGCAACUUUCUCAAAGGUUCGAGGCCUCUGGUGCUGAACUUCGGCAGUUGUACCUGACCGCCGUUCAUGUUCAAGCUGGACCUGUUCAAGCAGCUCGUCCGGGACUUUGGCGACAUGGCCGACUUCCUUGUCGUCUACAUCGAGGAGGCGCACUCAAGCGAUGGGUGGGCCUUCACUAACAAUCUGCAAGUGAGCAAGCACCAGAGCCUGGAGGACAGGAUGGCUGCGGCGCAGAUCCUCAUUAAGGAGGAUCCACUUUGUCCCGUGGUGGUGGACCAAAUGAGCAACUCGGCCGCCAUGGAGUAUGGCGCGCUGCCCGAGAGGCUCUACGUGCUGCACAAAGGCAAAGUCCUCUACAAGGGGGCCAUGGGGCCUUGGGGCUACAAACCACAGGAGGUGCGUUCGGUUCUGGAGAAGAUUAAGUAGGAAGGAAGACGCAUUUCUGCCAAGCAGACUCCUUUUUCUUUUGAGAGUCACUAAUACUUACUAAACACCCACUACACCACUUACUCAUUGAGAUUUUUUUGUCUUUCAGCAGCCAGUGCGCUGUCCCCGGCAACACGCACACACAUGCCCACACACAUACAGACGCACUCGCAAACUUGCGUGAUGUCUGGACUGUAUCUCAGCCAGUCUGUGUUUCUUGAUGAAGGCUACAGAUAAAACCUUCCGGACUCUGUACCCUGAUGAAGUGAAACGUAGACUUUUGAGAUCCUUUCAGCUCUGACAAAGUGAUACAUUCGAUUUAUCGUGCUUGAUAACUUCAUUCGAUCAGUCGAAAUGAACGCCAUUGUUACGACCCAAAUUAUUAUUUUUUUUAAGUUUCUGUCAUUAAAAUAGUCAAAUGUCUAGCACUCACGGGCAGUGAAAGAGUCCCCAUUAAUAAAAAAUAAAAUAAAAUUAUGAGCAGCGGUCUAAUCAAUUUGUUAAGCGCUGUACAUCGAGCCCUUCAAAAUUGGCUUCAUUGAUUUGGAAGUUUCAGUAAUGACUCUGAUUACCAUCAGCACACAGGAUGUGCCAAUUCAUCUCACACUUGGCCAAUUUUUACAUGACAGUUAUGGCGCAAACCUCCGGUAGCUAUAAUUUGAAGGCUUCAAAGUUGACCUGUCUGUGACCGAUGUUGGCCACCCUUUGUCUCAUGCGUCUGGUUUGUAUUACUGUCUCACAAUAAAGGAUUUGCUUUAA